Zea mays is the source of this 1278-nucleotide messenger RNA. RefSeq lists its product as uncharacterized. The transcript is spliced from 2 exons. The coding region runs from base 29 to 958 and encodes 309 amino acids. Lineage: Eukaryota; Viridiplantae; Streptophyta; Magnoliopsida; Poales; Poaceae. The record is from RefSeq and is marked provisional.
CAUAAUUUGGAAUUUUCUGUCUUACAACAUGAUGAUUAUUAUCAAGACCUACCUGCAAUCUAUUACUGUGAGGGUUGAGGAAUGGAGAUUAAAGCAAAGAGAUACUGAGGAAUGGAUGAGACAUCGUCAGCUUCCUUGUGAACUGCGGGAAAGGGUGAGACGAUUUAUCCAGUACAAGUGGCUUGCAACAAGAGGAGUGAACGAAGAGUCAAUAUUGCAUGCUCUGCCUGCAGACCUUCGACGUGACAUUAAGCGCCACCUUUGCCUGGGUCUUGUUCGACGGGUUCCUUUUUUCUCCCAGAUGGAUGAUCAGCUUCUUGAUGCCAUCUGUGAGCGUCUUGUAUCAUCACUGUGCACAAAAGGCACAUACAUUGUCCGUGAGGGUGAUCCGGUGACAGAGAUGCUCUUCAUCAUCCGUGGAAAACUGGAAAGCUCCACAACAAAUGGUGGCCGCACUGGCUUCUUCAAUUCAAUCACCCUGAAACCCGGUGAUUUCUGUGGCGAGGAGCUUCUUGGAUGGGCUCUUGUCCCCAGGCCUACUACAAAUUUGCCGUCAUCCACUCGGACAGUGAAGGCACUGAUAGAAGUAGAGGCCUUUGCGCUCCAGGCGGAGGAUCUCAAGUUUGUUGCCAGCCAGUUCAGGCGGCUGCACAGCAAGAAACUGCAGCACACUUUCCGGUACUACUCGCACCACUGGAGGACGUGGGCCUCAUGCUUCAUCCAAGCUGCCUGGAGACGGUACAAGCGAAGGAAGAUGGCAAAGGACCUGAGUAUGAGGGAGUCAUUCAACUCCGUUAGAUUAGACGAAGUGGAUAACGAAGAUGACGAUUCUCCGCCCAAGAAUAGCCUUGCUCUAAAAUUCAUAGCUAGGACUAGAAAAGUGCCUCAGAACAUGAAAGAGUUGCCGAAGAUAACGAAGCCAGACGAGCCAGAUUUCUCAGCUGAACCCGAAGACUAAAGUUGUCUUUGCUUAUGCUAUCAUGUACAGUGGUCAUAGCUGACUAUUGUGAAUUGCUAGUCCUAUUUGGUUCGUGAUGGAGGUUACAAGCCAACUAGGUAUGGUGGGUGAAUUGAACUUGGGUUGACGGUGCCAUCUGUGGAUGUGAGGAAGGUAACUCAGAAUAUCAAUGAAAGCGUAAUGAAGCUUCUGACUGGUAUAUAGACUGAAUGGUUGUAAGUUAACUAGUUGCUACGUUCAUGUUGUAUAUUCAGACAUCUCUGUGCCUAUAGAUUUCUUGAAAAAAAAAGGAAAGAAAAAACAAGAAUACAUCAUUACAU